UCCAGGAAGUAGCAGAACAAAAACAACUGCAAUUGUGUUCAAUGUUCUAUGGUGUGAACUGUGUAGUCUGAAGACGUUGACUUUACACUGCAAUGCAAAUUACUAUAACAUAAGUGUUUAACAUAAACAUAGUGCUAAGGACAUGUCCGAUACUGUCGCAUUUCAUGCUCAGCUGGCCUCCAUCGUUGAGGUAUUGGCGAAUGCAGCCGUUGCCGAAAUCUGCAAACUUGUAGAUGACGGCCAUGCUGCUUUACGUUUGGAAAUUUCCCAUAGCCAGAAAGAAAUUGAGAACUUGCGGAGGAAGCUGGUUUUGACAAAAUGUCAGACUUCUCGACGGAGCGCAGAGAGAUUUGGAGCCCUGCGACGCACAGUUCACAGGCACGUGGACACUAAUCAUGUUGCCCGGGGAAGAGGGAGCUUUGUAGUGAAGUCGACAGGCAGACUUGGAUAUUUGAAGAAUCGUUUUGACGACAUUGAAGAGGGCAACUUCAUGCAGGAUGUCACUACCUGGAAAGACGCAGGACGCACAGCGACAGACCAUAAUGGGGGCAUGCAGAUGGCAGAUAUGCAGGAGGAAACUUGUGUCAAAAUGGAGAACCUUGACACCAGUACAAUAGAAGAGAUUGUCCAACCAGUCAGUGAGAGCAGUGAGAAGAUCAUUGUAGCAGAACCAGGUUCUUCAUCAUCUACUGAACCCACAGACCUUCUGGACCAGCAGGGCAACCGACACAGAGCUCCAGACACUUCACUCAACAUAGAACCUGAAAACCAGACGUUCCAGCAUCCAGCGUCACAAUACAACAGAGCAAGACAGGACCAUCAGGUUGCUGAGGGUGUGACCUGGGAAACUGACCAUCAACCCAUAGAAUACAGCCUGUCCCAAUGGACAGAGAACCAAGAGACUGACAGCCCAACUGUGAAUGCUCCUCACAAUGCAGGGCCAGACUCCAAAAGGCUGUCUGGACAUCCAGAGAGGAGAGGGGCGCCAGGUAACUCAGGGGUCAGCAUGUCUGCUUCAGGCUCUCUGGACUGGCUGCCUGAUGUGGUGAUGGUGGACUCAGUUCCCAUUAAAGUGGAGGCAGAUAUGAGUUCAGAAUGGAGCAUAACUGGCCAUGAGGUGACAUCUGGAGUGAUCUGUUCAGAUGGCAGACAGCUUGUGGACAACAGAGGAAGAGGGGGAAUGGAGUUUGGACAGACAACGUGUCCCCAUGACACUCAACAUGCAGAGCAAGGGACAACUGUAGGACCAAGGUCCAAGUUUCCAGAUUUCAAUGGACUGUCCACCCGAAACAGCCUUUCAUCCCCAAGGGUUACUCUCCACCAGGUUCCCCAAAGAGGGAAGCCAGCCCCCUUCCCGAAUUUCAACAGAGGCUCCACUUCUUCAUCGAAAGGCAUAGAAAAGCAGCCGCAACAGUUGACGUCUCACUCCAGCAAGAGAUAUCUCCGGUGCAGCCUCUGCGGGAAGCCCUUCCCCCAGGCGUACCUGAGCAGGCACAUGCGGGUCCAUACAGGGGAGAAACCGUACGGCUGCAGCCACUGCACCAAGCGCUUCUCCCACAGCCACCAGUUGAAGAGGCAUGAGAGGGUGCACACCGGAGAGAAACCGUUUCAAUGUGUCUACUGUGGGAAGUGCUUCACCCAGUCCUGUCACAUGAAGAAGCACCUCCUCGUCCACACUGGCGGCAGGCCACAGGACGUUGUGCUGCCCUAAGUGUUCCAGGCUAUAGUUCAGACUAGAUACAGAUCUAGGAUCAGCUUCCUCUCCCACAAUCUUAACCUUGACCAUUAGUGGAUUUUUUUUAUUCUUUAAACUGACCCAACAUCAGCAUCUAAGGGCAACUUCACACUACUCCUCCCAGUGUAAUGAUAGGCAGGGCCUGGAGUUUUUCCUCACCAUGUGACCAGGCCAGGGAAAAACUCCUGGCCCUAGUUGUAAAUGGAAUGUCUCAACACCACUGUGGUUUAUAUAUGAAUACUGGGUCCAUGUGUUUUUCACUUUGAAUGGUUUCUUCAUUGAACGCUUCCCUCUGUGUGUAGUGGUUGUGUUUUCAGCUCAACUGGCUUGAUGCUUGGUCCAGCGUGGAUUGAUCAUGUAUAAGUUAUUACAGGUGAAGAUUUUAAAUGUAUAUUAGUCAGUUAGCAGAUGCUCUUAUCCAUAGCAACUUACAAGAGCAUUUAGGGUUAAGUGCUAUGCUCAAGGGCACGUUGACAGAUUUUUCAGCUUGUCGGUUAGGUGAUUCCAACCUGCGGCCUUUCAGUUAUUGGCUCAACACUCUUAACCACUUGGCUACAUCCUUAUGAAUUUGUAUUUGUGCAGUGGGGAACCAAAGUACAAUAAUUAAGACAACAUUUCCAUUAACCUUUCAAUAAGACAGAUUCCCUAUCAGACUGAUAGACUGUAACGAUGUAGAUAGAUUUCAUAUCAUUGUGAACAGAGUUCCGGAAGCACUGGACAGGUGCCUGGGCGAGCAAGGCCUGUUGGUGGUUGAGAGUUUGUUGCUCGUCUGUGUUCGUACUUGGACGCGGGGAUGAGGAGGAGGAAGGCGCAGGGUUCCCAGACGCCAGCACACUCAUUGCCCUGGAAACGAACCUGGCGACCCAGCAGUUACAAGGAGAGAGAGUGCUGACUGGAAUGAGAUCUGAUCCUGAACCCAAGUAGUUACUGAAAGGAGAAGCCAGUACAUUGUGGUUACAGGUCACUGUGAAGAACAACAUGUUAUUUAGGUGUUUAGCUAUUACUCAAGACUAUCAGAAAUCCCUUUGGCUAUUUAUAUACAGUACCAGUCAAACGUUUGGACACACCUACUCAUUCCCAAGUGGGCUCCAGAGUGACGCAGCGGUCUUAGGCACUGUGUCGCAGUGCUAGAGGUGUCACUACAGACUCUGGUUCGAUUCCAGGCUGUGUCACAACCGGCUGUGAUUGGGAGUCCCAUAGGGCUGCUCACAAUUGGCCCAGCGUAUUCUGCCCACGUAUUCUGGGUAAGGGUUUGGUCGGACUAGGCUGUCAUUGUAAAUAAGUAUUUUUUUAACCUUUUUAACUAGGCAAGUCAGUUAAAAACAAAUUCUUUGAAAGUUUCUUCAAGUGCAGUCGCAAAAACCAUCAAGUGCUAUGAUGAAACUGGCUCUCAUGAGGACCACGACAGGAAAGGAAGACCCAGAGUUACCUCUGCUGCAGAGGAUAAGUUCAUUAGAGUUAACCACCUCAGAUUGCAGCCCAGAAUAAAUUCUUCAGAGUUCGAAACAUCUCAACAUCAACUGUUCAGAGGAGACUGAAUCAGGCCUUCAUGGUCGAAUUGCUGAAAAUAAGCCACUACUAAAAGACACCAAUGAGAAGAAGAGACUUGCUUGGGCCAAGAAACACGAGCAAUGGACAUUAGACUGGGGGGGAAGUCUGUGCUUUGCUCUGAUGAGUCCAAAUGUGAGAUUUUUUGUGAGAUGCAGAGUAGAUGAACGGAUGAUCGCCGCAUGUGUGGUUCCCACUGUGAAGCAUGGAGAAGGAAGUGUGAUGGUGUGGGGGUCCUUUGCUGGUGACACUGUGUGAUUUAUUUAGAAUUCAAGGCACACUUAACCAGCAUGGCUACCACAGCAUUCUGCAGCGAUAUGCCAGUCCCAAUAAGUGCAAAGGGGAUGGGAUAUCAUUUGUUUUUCAACAGGACAAUGACCCAACGCACCUCCAGGCUGUGUAAAGGCUAUUUGACGAAGAAGGAUAGUGAUAGAGUGCUGCAUCAGAUGACCUGGCCUCCACAACCCAAUUGAGAUGGUUUGGGAUGAGUGCCCAGCAUAUGUGGAAACUCCUUCAAGACGGUUAGAAAAGCAUUCCUCAUGAAGCUGGUUAAGAGAAUGCCGAAGAGUGUGCAAAGCUGUCAAAGCAAAGGGUGGCUACUUUUAAGAAUGUAAAAUCUAAAAUAUAUUUUGAUUUGUUUAAUAACACUUUUUUGGUUACUACAUGAUUCCAUAUGUGUUAUUUCAUAGUUUUGAUGUCUUCACUAUUAUUCUACAAUGUAGAAAAUAGUAAAAAUAAAGAGAACCCCUGGAAUGAGUAGAUGGGUCCAUAUUGACUGGUACUGUAUUCUGUAUUACAUUUCAAAUAUAUAUUUUUCUACUGUUACAUUGUUUAGAAUUAGAGUGCAUUCUCAUUGUGUGCUUCAGUUAACCCGUAGCCUACUCUUUGAUUUACUAAGUUGUAACUGACAGAACUUAUUCGUUUUCGGUUGUAUGCCUAUUCUGUUUUUUGUGUAGAACUAAAUAGUAAAAUAAUCAUUUUUGGCGGACAAA
Oncorhynchus masou masou (cherry salmon) is the source of this 4275-nucleotide messenger RNA. RefSeq names its product B-cell CLL/lymphoma 6 member B protein-like. Gene Ontology annotation, biological process: regulation of transcription by RNA polymerase II. Gene Ontology annotation, molecular function: DNA-binding transcription factor activity, RNA polymerase II-specific. The coding region runs from base 143 to 1711 and encodes 522 amino acids. Gene Ontology annotation, cellular component: nucleus. The transcript is spliced from 5 exons. The record is from RefSeq and is a predicted model, not a curated record. NCBI's taxonomy places the organism in Eukaryota, Metazoa, Chordata, Actinopteri, Salmoniformes, Salmonidae.